This is a messenger RNA of Aspergillus steynii IBT 23096, 2380 nucleotides long. Its product is annotated as terpene cyclase/mutase family protein. The transcript has 4 exons. The record is from RefSeq and is a predicted model, not a curated record. Gene Ontology annotation, molecular function: lanosterol synthase activity. Gene Ontology annotation, cellular component: lipid droplet. Bases 77 to 2284 code for a protein of 735 amino acids. Lineage: Eukaryota; Fungi; Ascomycota; Eurotiomycetes; Eurotiales; Aspergillaceae. Gene Ontology annotation, biological process: ergosterol biosynthetic process; triterpenoid biosynthetic process.
CAAAGAUCGUCCGCACGAGGCAAUCGUCCGAUCGACCUGUUUUCCAAAGGACAGCGGGUUUGUUGAGCUCUCAAAUAUGGCGGGCGACCACAUUGCUCCCUGGAAAACGGCCGCGCAAGGCCAUCUAACGGCCGAUGCUAACGGGGAUCCCAAAACGGACUAUUCUAGAUGGCGUCUACUGGAUGACCGUGGCCGUCAAACUUGGCAUUAUCUGGAAUCGGACGAGGAGAAUGAAAAGUGGCCUCAAUCAAUUGCCGAUAAAUACUUUUUAGGUCUUCCUUUGGAUCUUCCGGCAUUGCCAGCCCCCAAAACUCCUCUGCAAUGCGCUGAGAACGGCUUGGAGUUCUUUUCUAAGCUGCAGCUACCGCCAGGGAAUUGGGCCUGUGAGUACGGUGGCCCGAUGUUUCUGCUUCCCGGGAUCAUCAUCACCUGGUAUGUUACCAACACGCCAAUUCCCCCGGAAUAUGCGACGGAGAUUCGAAGAUAUCUCUUUGCUCGCCAGCACCCAGAAGAUGGAGGCUGGGGCCUUCACAUCGAGGGCCAUAGCUCCUGUUUUGGCACUUGCUUGAACUACGUCGCUCUACGCCUGGUCGGCACCAGCGAAGAAGAUCCGCGAAUGAUCAAAGCGCGCGGCCUGCUGCAUCAGUUCGGAGGUGCACUUUAUAGCCCACAUUGGGCAAAAUUCUGGCUCAGCAUCCUUGGUGUCAUGGAAUGGGACUGCGUCAACCCCGUUCCUCCCGAGAUCUGGCUUCUUCCCGACUGGGUUCCGUUUGCCCCCUGGCGAUGGUGGAUUCACAUGCGCCAGGUUUUCCUGCCCAUGUCGUAUCUCUGGUCCAAGAAAUUCAGCCAUCCUUUGGACCCCCUCACUAGGCAGCUACGGCAGGAGUUGUAUACGGAACCAUACGAUUCGAUUGAUUUCAAACGCCAUCGUAAUUCUAUCCACCAAGCCGAUAACUACUACCCUAAAACAUGGCUUCUGAGCACGGUUAAUCUCCUUCUGGUCAACAUUUGGAACCCCUACCUUCGGCUCCCAGCCGUGGUGCGCCGGGCAGAAGACUGGACCUGGGAACUCAUUCGCAUGGAAGACGAGAACACCGAUUUUGCCGGUCUUGGUCCCGUGAGCAACCCCAUGAACAUGGUGGCUUGUUAUAUUCACGAUGGGCCCGAUAGUUACUCGGUCCGCCGCCACCGGGAGCGCCUUCAUGACUACAUUUGGGUGAAGAACGAGGGUCUGCUUUCCAAUGGCACCAACGGUGUCCAGGUAUGGGACACUGCCUUCAUCACGCAGGCCAUAGUUGUUGCCGGGUUUGCCGAUGAUCCCAAAUGGCGCCCAAUGCUUACCAAGGCCCUGGAAUUCCUUGAAGACCACCAAAUCCAGGAGAAUGUCCCUGACCUUGAGAAGUGCUAUCGUCAACACUGCAAGGGAUCCUGGCCCUUUAGCAACAAGACGCAAGGGUAUAACGUGAGCGACUGCACUGCGGAGGGCCUGCGAUCCACUAUCCAGCUUCAAGAGAUUCAUAACUACCCGAAACUGAUUUCCCUACAGCGGCUCAAGGACAGUGUCGACUGCCUGUUACUGAUGCAGAACCCUUCCGGUGGAUUCUCCGAGUACGAGGUUACACGCGCGUCUCCGAAGAUCGAGUGUCUCAAUGCCGCCGAGGUGUUUGGAGGCAUUAUGAUUAGUUACGACCACCCCGAGUGCACCACCGCCUCCGUAACCGCGCUCUCGUUGUUCAGCAAAUUUUACCCCGACUACCGUGCCGAUGAUAUCAAGGCGGCCAAAGAAAAGGCAGUGCAGUAUAUCAAGCGCGUCCAAAGACCCGACGGGAGCUGGUAUGGAUCCUGGGGUAUUUGUUUCACCUACGCCGCCAUGUUCGCCCUGGAAAGUCUGGCGAGCAUUGGCGAGACAUAUGAAACCAGUGAAUACUCCCGCCGAGGGUGCGAGUUCCUCCUCUCGAAGCAGAUGGAGGACGGCGGGUGGGGAGAAUCCUACCUCAGCAGUGCGAACCACGUCUACACCCAUCACGAGCAGUCACAAGUCACCCAAACCGCAUGGUCAUGUCUUGCCCUGAUGGAGGCCGGAUACCCCCACAAGGAGCCGCUUCAGAAAGCCAUGAAACUGCUCAUGUCGCGGCAACAGCCGAAUGGAGAAUGGCUGCAGGAGGCUAUUGAGGGGGUCUUCAACCAAUCCUGUAUGAUUUCUUACCCCAACUAUAAGCUGUACUGGCCCAUUCGCGCGCUGGGGCUUUACAGUCGCAAAUUCGGCAACGAAGAGCUCUUGUGAAGGACGGACGCUAUGCUUCCAGAAUAGGGCAGUUUCCAGGGACCUCCGUCUCUUGUAAGUAUAUGUAUCUCUAAUUAUUGAAUGGUCAAAUCCUUG